AACCUGAGCCACAUCGAUCCACACCAUCAGUCAGAUCAGCGGCAAGCUUUUUAAAAGAACCCUGCCUCAUUCUCCGCCUCUUUCUCCAUCCUCUGCUGACUAUAAUUGACCCUGAUGGUGCUCUGCUUGGUCAUGGACUCCAGGGAGGAUGGAGAUGCCUGGAUGGAGGAGCAGUGGGAGAAAUGGCUAACUCAUGACAUGAGCCUGGAUGAGUAUGAAGAUGACGACCUGUCAGAGGUGACAGAGAUCACAGAUGAGAACGACGGCCAUCUGAACUGCAGUGAUUGUGACCUUCAGGAACACAUGAUCCGUCCAGCCAAUGGAAGCCGGGAUUUGGGCCGGAGGAGGGGGGCUGUGGAGCUGCAGAAGGAGAUGCUUCAGCUGGACCUGAUAGACGCUGAGGGAGGCACCCAGGAAGAAGGAGGAGAAGACGAAGAAGAAGAGGGGGAGGAGGAGGAGGAGGAGGUGGAGAGGCCUCUGCUGCUCAUCGAUGAGCACCAAGUGGAAGAGCGAUCGCUGAUCGCUGCCAUGGAUACAUAUCGGCCAAAGAGACCCACCACCCUUAAUCUGUUCCCGCAGGUGCCAAGGACUCAGGACACCAUAAAUAAUAACUCGUUUGGUGAGAAAGACAGAAGGAAAGAGAAGAAGACCCAUUCAUCUUCACCUCACAUAAAAGGGGCCCAGCCGCCCGCUGUUGAGCAUGUUACCCCAAGAGACGGGGACAAGGUCCAAGCCACCAGCCGAGUGGACGCUAAGCCAUGUGUGGCUGCUUCUAUGAAACAUAAAGCACCAGUGACUAACUGCAAGAAGCAGGAGAAAACUUCUGACAGUGUGGGCAACAACAUCUGUACAGUCCCUGUGUCCAAUCAUCCAGCCAUGAAGGACACGACCAGGGACGGGAAUUCAACUGGGACUAUCAGCAAAGAGAAAGCCCACUAUAACUCGGUAAAUGGCUGCCAGGACCAUGUUCAGUACCCUGAAGAAAAUGGGUACACACACCACCACUCGGAUAAAAACAAGGACAGGAGUAAGGAGACAAGGCGGGACAUCCAGCUGACGCCGGUUGGUGCUGAGCUGGAGAGACCUUUCCUCUCGCAGAGCAGUGACAGCAACCGGAUGUCCAUCAGCUCUGAUACCGAACUCCCUCCCCUGCAUUUCCAUUCUGUAGCUGAACGUACCAACCCAUCAAUCAGCGAAGAAGAUGAAGUGUACCCUCCAACACCUCCGUGCAGGACUGAUAGCCUCAGCGAGGCAACAGACUCUGUUUCCAAUGCAAAAGCUGGUGACACAGCAGCAGCGAACGCAGCCGUUAAGGAUGCCUCGGGACUGACAUAUGACUCAGUGAAAUACACACUGGUGGUGGACGAGCACGCAAAGCUCGAGUUGGUUAGUCUAAAGCAGUGUUACCAAGGCUAUGACAGUGACAGUGACAAUACCGUCUACGAGUCAGCUGUCGAUGAGGACGAGGAGGAUCCAGAUGUGGAUGAGGACGAAGAAGAGUCGGGCGCAGGAGGAAUGAACAGGGACACUUCCGGGCUGUCCACAGACUCUGCCACUGACACCACGUCAGACAUGCCUCGCUCACGCAAAUUCCUCAACGUCUUCAUAAACAGACGUCCACGCUUUCACGGUGUGGAAUCCUUUGGUCUCUUCUCCUGCAUUAUCGAUGGUGAGGAGAGAGAGCAGAGCCACAGGGCAGUGUUCAGGUUCAUCCCGAGGCACGCGGACGAGCUGGAGAUGGAGGCAGACGACCCGUUGCUGAUGGAAAUGCAGGCAGAGGAUUUGUGGUGUGAAGCCUACAACAUGCGCACAGGUUCCAGAGGAAUCUUUCCCGCUUUCUACGCAGUUAAAGUCACCAAGGACAGCCAGCCCAAAGAGGUGAAAAGUGACUGGCUGGACACAUUCUGGGUAAAAUUCCUGGGAUCUGUCCAAGUGCCAUAUCAUAAAGGAAAUGAUGUGCUAUGUGCAGCUAUGCAGAAGAUUGCCACAAACAGAAGAACGAUGCAGUUCAAUCCUCCCUCCAUGUGCAUCGUGGAGAUCAACAUCAGAGGAGUGAAGAUCAUUGUUCAGGACGAGUGUGAAAUUUCCGGAAGGGGUGACAAGUACUGUCACUUCUUUCAGCUGAAGAACAUCUCUUUCUGUGGAUGCCAUCCAAAGAACAAAAAGUAUUUUGGACUAAUCACCAAACACCCAGCACACCAGAGGUUUGCCUGCCAUGUGUUCUUCUCAGAAGAACAUGCUUCAUAUCUGGCUGAAUCUGUUGGCAAAGCAUUUCAGCAGUUCUGCAAAGAACACAUGGAGUACUCCUGUCCCACUGAAGACAUCUUCCUCGAAUGACCUUUGCCCUGCUACGUCCUUAUGGACUACCGUAUAUCUUAUUAUCCAAGGUGUUGCAUGAUGGGUCACAAAAAUCUCCUUAACAUGUCAUGCUACAAUGUUUAUGUCUUUUUAGACAACGUGUACAAAUGAAAUAAGACACAACACCUGUGUUUUUAGCUUUUGCAUCCUUUGAAAAGCAAGAAAUAGCCUUCACCAAAACUUUCAACACGCUGAUCCAUAAAAAUCAUAGAUGCACCUGCAAUUCUAUGAUUUUUCAGUGUCCUAUCUUAAAAAUGUCAAAACGGAAAUGGUUUCUGGUUACAUUAGCAAAGGUAAAUGUUGGUACAGUUCUGCUUCAUGCUUUGGUUUAUGUGCACAUUGCGUUGAACAAUGGGAUGUAUGCUAGCAUGCUAGCAAAAAGCAGUAUCCUGGUAAAUGCUAGGAAAAUGUUAGCACGUUAAAAUUCUUCGUGCUAGCUUUUCGAGUUAUCAUGGUGUCAGUCUGCCAACAUAUUAUUUCUCUUGUUUUGGGUGUUGUAUUCAGUGUGCUUCAAUAAUUAAAUCUAUCAAAUUGGGUCCAUGCCUUAAAUGCAUCCAGGUCAUGUCUUAUAGAUCUGUGCAUUUAUGUAGCCUUGGCAACCAAAUGUUUACAUUUUGUUUGGUUCAUACACAGUGUGAAUGACGUAUGCGCCAAAUACAGUGCAGUCCAUAAGAAAUUGGUUACAGGUCCCUAAAACAAGGAAAGUCCUGUGAAGCAUGGUGGUGGUAUAGCUAUAGCUGGAUUUUGUACACUUAAAGCCGAAUAAUUCAGUGGAUGGCAUUUCACUUUGCUUCACUGACCUGAAACACAAUUCCGAAAGAACUGCUGAUUGAUGUUGCCUCCACAGAGCACCAUUAUUUACUUCCGGAAGACAUGACUGAAGUUGAAAAAGUAAAAAAAAAAAAAAAAGCCCCAAAAAAGCAGGAAGUAAUAAUUGCAUUAUAUGCUUAAUUACUGAACAUUAUAUACAGCCAAUUAACAAACGUGAAAAAUCUGAUAGUUCGCGAGAAUUACAUAAAUUACAAAAAAGAUUUUAUUAUUGUAUUAUUCAUUUAAAGUAGUAAAUAAAGGAUUUACAGCACAGUACAAUUCCCCUUUGAAAAAAGACCCAUCAAAAGGAGUCAAAACCUCACGAUUUUUGGUUACUCACGAGGGGUCAGAGUGUAACCCCAACGAGUAACGAGGUUGCACUGUACUUGGAAAUUUCUGAAUUUUAAAAGCAUGUGUUUGUAGAAAAUCUCUGAACUUUCUGCAAGGUCCGAACUCAACAAGGGCAAAAAAUAGCUGCAUUUUUCUUUUUCACAACUACAAUAAAAAGCAUUUCUCAGAAUUCUCAGAAACCUGCCAAACAUACAUUCCUGAUAUUUCCUUAGUAAUUUCCUAUAACCAAAUACCGUAGAUUAGCUUGCUGAAAUAAGCUUUUUAUUCAAUUAGUCCAAGAUGCUAAAAUAUGGUUUAGCUAACUGCUAGCUAUCAUUGUCAGUGAUAUAGUAUCUUGGCUAUGAAUUAAUUUUCAAUUUUGCUCAUAAUUCAUGUUAAAAAAUAAAUAAAUGUACUGUAAUAAUGCCCAGUAACUUAUGAGCUGCACUGUAUGUUAUAAGCAUACGAUAAUUGAGUCACUAAAAUAUAUUCUAAUAGAAGAAUCAUAUUUACACAGAGGGUACUGUACAGUGUUAAAUGUUUUUAAAAAAAAUCCCUCUCACUAUUAUAAAAUAUGGUGACUAUCAUAUUUAUGGAAAAAUUUACUGAGCUUCUGAAGAAAUAGUUUAUUGUAAUCGUACACUUUACACAGGUUUGGGCUCUGAUGAAUCGAACAGGAUGAGCACACAGUAUGUAACAAUUCAAGACGAUGAGUCAACGCCCAGUUUUUAAUAGUCUUUUGGAAUGAACAAACCCUUACCAGCAUGUACUUCAACCUGAACUGAAGCUUAAACACAGAGUAUGCAAUAUAUAACCCGUCGAAUGAGUGAGUGUGUGAAUGGUGUAAAAAGUGUGUAUCCCCUUGACCUUUCAGAUAUCUAUUGUUCAAACCAAAUUAAAACAUUGUAAGGAAGUGGGUUAUGCGAUUUCAGCCCAUUAUGACCACAAAAAUUCUGGCAUUGAAAAAUAUAUGCGAGUGAAAAAACAGCGAUCAUAAAUUUAUGACGUGUCUUCAGAUCAAUCCUGCAAAAACACAGGUUGUGCCUAUUUCUUUUUUUUUUUUUUUUUUUGGUUUGUUGUGUUUAUUGUACACGGUGUAUUUUUAUUUCUCGGAUGAUCUUGACUGUAUUAUGGAAGUCGUAAAAAAUUAAACUUUGGUUUGUAAAUGUGUUGUAAAAGAGUCUGAUUUGUACCCAGAUGAACUGAUUAAAAAAAGAAAAC
Silurus meridionalis is the source of this 4719-nucleotide messenger RNA. It is a transcript of the gene mapk8ip1a, whose product is annotated as mitogen-activated protein kinase 8 interacting protein 1a. Gene Ontology annotation, molecular function: protein binding. The record is from RefSeq and is a predicted model, not a curated record. Gene Ontology annotation, biological process: regulation of JNK cascade. Gene Ontology annotation, cellular component: cytoplasm. NCBI's taxonomy places the organism in Eukaryota, Metazoa, Chordata, Actinopteri, Siluriformes, Siluridae. The coding region runs from base 115 to 2337 and encodes 740 amino acids. The transcript is spliced from 13 exons.